UACUCUAUUGUGACGAUCUGGAACACUUGCAGAGGUCACAUUUAGUGUCCCUCUGUCAGCAUGCGUGUGUCUUCCAGGUUUUACAUUAAAUAAUUCCAAACACAUGACUCGUUUAAAUAAAACUUCCAUUGAUAGUGUUUAAUUUGUAUCGACUUAUACUUGUUUCCGUAAAAGCGUAAAGAAUGCCUUCUGAUCAAACGAUGACAGUAGAGGAGAUGGGGCAAGUUUUACAAAGCUUCUCGGUGUCGGACUACAUUGUGUUUGUCCUCAUGCUAAUCGUCUGUGCGGGUAUUGGAGUCUACUUCGGAUUCAUCGAGAAAGCAGCGUCUACCGAGGAUUAUCUGGUUGGAGGAAGAAAGAUGACCGUCAUUCCGAUUUCUCUGUCUCUCAUAGCGAGUUACAUCUCCGGGAUAACGCUGCUAGGGACACCAACAGAAGUGUACGUGUACGGCAUGCAGUAUCUCUACACAAUAGGUGGAGUAUUCAUCAUGGGUCUGGUCAUGAGCCACUGCUAUCUGCCAGUCUUCCAUGAUCUAAAGCUUACUUCUUCUUAUGAGUACUUAGCACUUCGUUUUGAUAAGAGAGUCCGCCUUCUGGGAUCUGCCCUGUUUUGUAUUUCAAUUUUGAUUUGGCUUCCCUUGGUGAUAUAUGUUCCUGCAUUAGCUUUUAAUCAAGUUUCUGGAAUUAAUGUGCAUAUUGUUACUCCACUUGUGUGUAUCAUCUGCAUAUUUUACACCUGCGUUGGCGGAAUCAAGGCAGUUGUGUGGACAGACGCCGUUCAAACAUUCUCCAUGUUCGGGGCAAUGCUGCUUGUGAUUGUCAAAGGAACCUCAGAUGUCGGCGGGUUCCUGCAAGUGAUACAAAGAAACAUCGACAGUCAGCGACUCGAGGGUCCUGAAUGGAGCCUAGAUGUGACCACUAGACACACUGUGUGGGGACUUGUCAUCGGCGGCUGUGUCGGAUGGCUGCAGACUAACGCUGUAGGACAAACAAUGAUCCAGCGGUAUCUGGCCCUGCCAACCAAACGUCAGGCUGUCCAAGCUGUUUGGAUAUUUGUGUUUGGAUCUACGAGCCUAGUAGUGUUGUGUUCGUACAGUGGGUUGCUGAUCCAUGCGAAAUACUUCGACUGCGAUCCCCUCACCACUCAGUUAGCCAAAGCCAAGGAUCAGCUGUUACCAUUGCUAGUCAUGGAUACUCUUGGGUCUAUUCCUGGCCUGCCUGGUCUCUUUGUUGCUGGUGUCUUCAGUGCGGCUCUCAGUUCGAUGUCCACUGGAUUAAACUCGAUGUCGGCUGUCGCGUUGGAAGAUUUCUACAAAUCGUACAUAGACUCCAGUCCCAGCAAGAGACACAGUAACCUCCUGGUCCGCAGUGUAGUAGUUGUCGUGGGUGUCGUGUGUGUACUCAUGGUCUACAUAGUCGAGAGAUUGGGAUCAGUUCUUCAGCUAGCAAUCAGCUUAAGUGCAAUACCCAGUGGACCUUCAAUUGGAAUUUUCACCAUGGGAAUGUUUAUUCCCCAGAUAAACUCUACUGGAGCACUAAUUGGGGGUUUCUCGAGCUUAGCGUUCAUGUCUUGGUUAGUCAUAGGUGCACAAUAUGCUAUUGCGCAAGGAAAAUUGAGAUUUGAACCUAAAGCAGUAAUAUCUACUGGAUGUGAUUACGCCUUUAAUGCCACAGCAAAAGCUGUGAUAAUCGAUGAGACACAAGAGGUUUGGCCGCUGUUCCGACUGUCGUACAUGUGGUACACUCUGGUGGGAGCGAGCGUCUCCAUCGUUGUGGCUGUCAUUGUCAGCUUGAUCUUCUCCUCAGGCCAAACUGAGGACUUGCCACAUAAACUUUUUUCUCCGGUGAUACACAAAUACCUUUCGCCUCCAAAAGAAAAAGAGAGGAAACAUGAAAUUCCGAUCAUCAGUAUUAUUACUGCAGACAACAGCUGAAACCAUUAUUUUACAUGCAAUAUCUGUGGAGGAUAUAGAAGACUGUGGAGUUUAUAGAACUUAUUUGAUAUUAAUAAUAUUAGUAUUAGUUUUACUUAAGACUUCAACAUUAAAGGCUAAAAUAUUAAAUAUAAUGACACAAAAUUAUAAUAGGAUGUUGAACUAAGAUAAUUAUCAGACAAAUAUUGUUUAAUGAGGCACCUCUUCUGAUAAAUGUACAAAAUUGUAUCUAUGUUAUGAAAUUAAUUAUUGAUUGUUAAUUGUAUACAAUAUACUCUUUGUUGUAUUAUAAUGUAAUAACGAUUUGUAACAACUUCUUUUCAU
Messenger RNA from Homalodisca vitripennis (glassy-winged sharpshooter), 2258 nucleotides. RefSeq names its product sodium-coupled monocarboxylate transporter 1-like. The record is from RefSeq and is a predicted model, not a curated record. Bases 183 to 1934 code for a protein of 583 amino acids. The transcript is spliced from 15 exons. Lineage: Eukaryota; Metazoa; Arthropoda; Insecta; Hemiptera; Cicadellidae. Gene Ontology annotation, cellular component: membrane. Gene Ontology annotation, biological process: transmembrane transport; sodium ion transport. Gene Ontology annotation, molecular function: symporter activity.